AUGUUAGCAGUUGAUGUUAUGAAUGAGGAUCAUGAACCAACAUCUAUUAAAGAGUGUACACAAAGAAGUAAUUGGCCAAAAUGGAAUGAAGCAAUAGAUGCCGAACUAAAAUCUCUUGCAAAGAGAGAAGUUUUUGGACCAGUAGUCUGUAUAUCUAAAGGUGUAAAACCAGUGGGACAUAAAUGGGGUUUUAUAAAAAAGAAGAAUGAAAUUGGUAAAAUUGUGAGGUACUUUCAUUUGACAUGUAAGAAGGAGUUUAGGGACAAGAUUAUGUCAGAUUACUUCACAUAUAUUGCGGAAUCAUCGGCGAAGAUGUUGGCAAACAGAGACAAUCUCAAGAUCCACAGUUUCAACUCAGAGUUUAAUGACUGGGAGUCAACGAUCUUCCAACACCAUACGACGUUUGAAACACUGGCAAUGGAACCUGAGCUCAAGAACACAUUGAUCCGUGACCUAGACGCUUUCUCCAAAAGAAAAGACUACUUCAAAACCGUGGGACGAGCUUGGAAACGCGGUUAUCUUCUUUACGGUCCGCCUGGAACAGGGAAAUCAUCGCUUGUUGCUGCGAUUGCUAAUCACAUGAACUUUAGUAUCUAUGAUCUUCAGAUUCAGAGUGUCAAAGGUGAUGCUAUGCUUAGACAGAUUCUUACUUCAACCGAGAACCGCUCCAUCCUUCUCAUCGAAGAUCUUGAUUGUUCUGGAGCGGAUGCUUCUUGUAGAAAUGAAAAUAAAGAUGAUGGUGAACCUGGCAAGAGUCAGAACAAGAAGAAGAAGGACGAGGAUCCUAAGGUAACUUUGUCUGGUCUACUAAACUUUGUAGACGGGUUAUGGUCAAGCUGUGUAGAGGAAAGAAUCAUAGUAUUCACAACGAAUCACAAGGAGAAGCUCGAUCCCGCAUUGUUGAGACCAGGAAGGAUGGAUGUUCAUAUUCUCAUGGACUACUGUACACCAACUGUUAUCAAGAAACUCGCUGCAGUGUAUCUCGACAUCGAAGAACACGUUUCGUUUGAGGCCAUUGAGAAGUUGCUGCUCGAGGUGAAAGCAACCCCAGCUGAGAUCACCGAGCAGCUUAUGGUGAGCGAUAAUCCGGAUGUUACGCUUAAGGUUCUUGUUGAGUUUCUUGAAACCAAGAAGUUGACUAAGGAGGAUACCGUAAACUCUGAAAUCAAAGAAGCAGAAGCAUGAGACUUCAACUCAAGGAUC
Molecule: messenger RNA, 1203 nt
Organism: Camelina sativa (false flax)
Lineage: Eukaryota; Viridiplantae; Streptophyta; Magnoliopsida; Brassicales; Brassicaceae
Product: AAA-ATPase At1g43910-like
Molecular function (GO): ATP hydrolysis activity; ATP binding
Source: RefSeq, a predicted model, not a curated record